Mercenaria mercenaria is the source of this 2699-nucleotide messenger RNA. RefSeq lists its product as uncharacterized. The transcript is spliced from 2 exons. Bases 67 to 1089 code for a protein of 340 amino acids. NCBI's taxonomy places the organism in Eukaryota, Metazoa, Mollusca, Bivalvia, Venerida, Veneridae. The record is from RefSeq and is a predicted model, not a curated record.
AUGAUAUAAAUAAAGACACAACAGUGUGUUACUAAUUAUCAUAUUACGUACUAAGUAAUAGUCAAAAUGAACGCAACAACGUUGAUCAUUUGUAUUUUAUACAUUUUUAACACAAAUGUGUUGGUUUCACCCUCGCAGGAACUUUUGUUCGAACCUAGAAAUGGGGUAAAGUUUAGCGUGAGAACUGAAGUUCCCGUGCUAAAAGUCAACUACACUGUUUAUAAGACAGCUUUGACAAGUUUGGUCGACGACUGGUUGAAAGGAAAAAUAGGCACGGGGCAGCCAACAGAACAAUGGGAGAGGAACUACAUUGCAAGAGUUAACCGUAUAGUUAAUGGCGAAGUAAAUAACUGUUCAAAGGAAGUCAGUGAUACGAGUGGAGAUAAAAGCAUGGGCCUGUAUUGUUCAGAUGAAAAUUUAGAUAAGAAAACAAGAGAUGUUUACUAUGAAAUAAUUAAAAUAAAAGUUCCAGGGCAUUUAAAUGUGGUAACUUCCCACCGGCGGUGGAUACGGCUUACAUAUAAGUUUCUAAAUUUAAUAGGCGUCAAAUUUUCUGACAAAAUGACUGACCUUGUUAGAAGACAUGACUUGAGCAAGUAUACACAUCGAGAAGUUCUGGGAUACGCUAUAAUGUUUGGAGAUGGCGCCCUUGGUUAUAGAAAAUUAGAAACUAGGGAUGAAAAGUUAGAAUGGAGUAUUACUCUUCAUAACCAUUAUGCCGGUAAUCCUCAUCACCCGGAAUAUUUUUAUCCACUUCAAGAAGACGGUAGCCGAAAUAAAAGUAUUUCCGUUUUGAAACUAGACCCUGAAAAUGGUAAAAAUUUCCUUGAUGAAAGUCUUAUCGAUAUGCUUGCUGCUCGAGGGGAAAGGGAUCUGGCCGAAGAUAGGGAAUUUAAUGUAAAGAAAUGGUUCGAUCUUAGUGAACGGUUCUUCAGGAGGUAUAAUAAAGAGGAUAAGGGGUAUGUUUUGGAUCGCAUAGGGGAUUACGGAAUGUUGGCAACAAGAUUUUUCUCUAGUAGUGAGAAUGUAAAACUAGUCAAAGGACUUUUUGAUAACAGAAGAGUUGUGUUUGAAAAUUACAGCCACUGAAGUGAUAUUAAUGAAGAAAUUCGUGUUCAUUUGGACAGACUCAGUAUCUGAAAUAAAUUAUAAAGAGCAAUGCAGUACUGCAAGGUUUAGUAGAAAGCUUGAGCCUUCGUCGUCAAAUUUAGGAACUCUUUAUUUAUCUAAAAAAACUGAAAACAAACCUAGUGAUCUGGUAUAACUUUCUCUUUUCUUCGGUAUUUGAAAUGAGUAUUGUGUUUCCCCCGUUUCCCAAGUUGAACAAGUGAUAAUAAAUUGUAUUAACAUCAUUAUUUUGUUAAAGGAAUUUAUGGACAUCGAUAAUUUUACGGGGUGUAAAAGUCAUGCCCUAAAUUUUGACACGUAACAAUUUUUUCAUGAAUCUUGAAUGUAUUAUGGUUUUGUUUUAAUAACACUUAUCAAUCUAUUAAAUAGGAAGGUGUGCAAAGGUUUUGGAGAGAGAUUACUAGGUCAACUAGGUUAUAAUCAGUUACAUUGUUUGUACUUUAACUUUGUAAUACGGUGUAUGUUUUCUAAUCCGCAGUCAGUCAAUUCUGUAUUGACAUAUACACACAAUGCCUCAUAAAAAGUUUAGAAAGAGAUUAAAAGCAUUUCAGCUUCUUUCUUGACAUAUAUGUUAAAAUCAUGAACCAAGAGUGUGCACAAUUUAUUUUCCAAGUGACUGCUACUACUGUUUGGUCUGCAUUAUACGUGCACAUCACGUGACAUAUAAAUUCUUUAAGAUCUAUUUUAUUAGCAUAAUUGUGAUCUAAAUAAAUCUAACCACAAGUGAUUGAUGACCAUGCUUCGUUUGCCUGGAGAUAUAUUUAAACAUGUGCCUCUAGCCGAUUAUGUUUUCAAUGCAAAAUAUUUGUUUAAUGUAUCUUGUUUUGUUUUUUAGAGUUAACAUUCUAAAAGUUAUUUAUUCAUAUUUGAAGAAGAUGUCAUUACAGAGCAGUAUUCCAUCUUUUACUGAUGUUAUCAUAUUUCACAAGCUUACAUGUAAAUUUAAAAUGUCGAAGACAUUAUUACGUAUGUUGUAUUUGAAUCAUUGUUUACAGAAAAUGACCAGUAAGCAGUUAUGAUAAGUUUUCAAUCACUAUCUUAUGUAAUUGCUACGAAAUAUUCUGUCAUAGUAAAUGCUGUUUUAAUCUUCGAAAUUACAUUUCAGUCUGUUUUAAUUACUUUAUAGAAAGAGUUAAGAAACAUAUGUUUACUUAAAUAUCGAACCUUGUCAUAAUGUAAAAAAAUAUAUUUUCAUCAUUUGCAGCUUAAUCACACAUAUUACUGAUGUCGGUAUAUACCAAAUUUUAAUUAUGUUAUAAUUCUUUUUCACGUGUUUGUUCUGUCCAUAAGAAACAGUCUGCACAUUAAAAACCCUGCACCUUUACUUAACGUGAAUUUUAAAGUAUUACGCAUAUCUUAUAUAAGUAUACGUAGAUUUACCCCACCCACUAAGCUAUUUACUUAGCCCUUGAUUGUUGGAUUUAUAGAUAAUAAAUUAAUUAAAAGUUGUCAUGUCAAAAACUUAUGUUAUAGUUAAUGAAAUGUCUGAGAAUAAUAAAGCAUAAAAUUUAUAAAAUAUAAUCAAGCAAUUAAAAGUUAUAUAAUCAUUGAAGGAAUGUAUGUAAAACAGU